CAGUAAUGCGCAAUGUAAGAAAAUUUGGGACGACUUCUGUGGUAGCGCACUACUGGCGAAGAUGCCUGGGAGGUCGAUGAGCUAUAUCGGAGACAUCUCGGACAACGGCGCACCUCCAGGGUGCACUGCUCGAGUUGGAAAUGAUAACAGCGUGCAAGGCCUGUUCAACACAGCUCCAGGAGUUAUGAGAAAGGACCGAGUUCUUGUAGUGGCUGGCACUUCGACUUCUUGCUAUCGGGAAUAUCGUCAGUCUCUUCAAGGUUCAAUCUGUUUUUUUUCUCUUCAAGGUUCAAUCUGUUUUCCUCCCUACUCACACAACGCUUAGCACUUCCGACGUGGAACAAAAUUCCCUGAAGAGAAGAAGAUGAAGCACACCAAUGCGAGGAACAGACAACAGUGAACAUCCACCUUUCAUCUCCACAAAUGCUGCUGCCGCGAUUGCGAUUACUAAUGAGCAGGAUAGGAUCAUUUGUACUGAGGGACCUCCAAGCGACGCGAUUCCUUGCAGCGAGAGCGACACAGAGGAAGUAGAUGCCUCAAUUAUGGUCUCGCAAAAUCACUGGUUCCACUCUCUUUCAUCGUAGGAACAAAUCAGACGCACCAUGUCUACUUGGAAGGGCCGCCUUGUGAGUUGUUUUUUGAAUUCGACCAGAUCCUUAACCAAAGCAUCUUUCUAACGAAAGGUAUUUCGUUGCACCGACUGGCUCUACUGUUUGCCCGAGUGACAGUGUUACUUUGGCUUUCCCGCUUCCAGGUGAUGCAGACAAUGCGGCUCUGUGUUAUGAAGACGGGGUUAUUGUCAUACGGAGUUUUUUUCUUUUUGUUUUGUUGAGUUACCACCAGUAUAGAAUUCUCACCUAGAUGAAGAUAGAAGGUGCUGAUCUACUUCUUGAUCCCUCUUGUUAAAAGUCUAAAGGCUGUCAUCAACUUCUUUUACUCAUCUAAUCCUCUCGCGAUAUUUCCGCGAGACAAUGCGCGCCAGCGUUGCGCAGGGCCCUCCCGGAAUACAACGUGGACUUUUCUG
Molecule: messenger RNA, 1024 nt
Organism: Amoebophrya sp. A25
Lineage: Eukaryota; Dinophyceae; Syndiniales; Amoebophryaceae
Source: the annotation of a GenBank genome assembly